AUGCCGCUCCCUACUUCUUCUGUGUUCCCGCCCUCGUCGGAUGUCUUCCAGAAGUUCUCUAGCCGGCGCAGCGUGGUGCACAGCACCAAAGGCAUCGUAUCCUGCUCGCAACCGCUGGCAGCAAAGUGUGGCAUCGACAUUCUCCAGGCAGGAGGAAAUGCAGCCGAUGCCGCCGUGGCCGUGGCCGCUGGCCUGAACAUGACAGAGCCGUGUUCAACCGGCAUCGGUGGUGACAUGUUUUGCCUCUUCUACGACGCUAAGAAGGGCACCGUUUCGGCUCUCAAUGGAUCUGGCCGGUCUGGCCACCAGUACACUCUGGAACGCAUGCGCACCAGCUUGGGCCUGCCCGCUGGCGAGUCUAGCGGCCAUAUCCCCCUUACCAGUGUGCACGCUGUCACUGUUCCUGGUGCCCCAGCUGGUUGGGAUGACACCAUUGGCCGAUUCGGCAGCGGCAAACUCACACUGGCACAAAUCCUGGCCCCGGCCAUUGCCCUGGGCGAGAACGGCUACCCAGUCUCGGAGCUGACUUCGUCAUCUUGGCAAAAAGGAGAGAAACAGUUGCGCCAGGCGUCGCCCAACUUUGCCGAGUGGCUGAAGAAGGACCCCAGUGCGCCCGACGGCUUCCGUGCCCCUCGGCCUGGCGAGAUCAUGCGCAACGUGACCCUGGCACGGACUUUCCGGGUGUUGGGCGAGGAAGGAAAGAAGGGCUUCUACACGGGUCGCGUUGCCGAAGCUAUCGUUCAGGUGGUACAGGAUCUUGGCGGCCAUCUGGACCUCUCGGACUUGGCGUAUCACAUGGAGAAAGGCUCUGAGCCGGUGAACCCCAUCUCGAUCAAAUAUGGCGAUGCGAAGGACGGCGUCGAGGUCUGGGAGCACCCGCCCAACGGCCAGGGUAUUGUGGCCCUAAUGGCCCUAGGAAUCAUACAGACGCUGCAGAAGCAGGGCACCGUGCCGCAGUUUGGCCCUGCCGACUUCAACAGCACGGCGUACCUACACGUGAUCAUCGAAGCCCUGCGCAUAGCCUUUGCUGACGCAAAUUGGUUCAUCACCGACCCCAACGAGGUGGCCGUACCCGUGUCCGGCCUUCUUUCGCCCGAGUACCUGGCUGAGCGGGCCAAGCUGUUCAACCCGACCGGCGUCGUGCGACACGUCGACCACGGUACGCCUGGCGGACCAGCCUUCAAGUCACCGGCCCUGCAGAGCAGUGACACGGUGUACUUUGCGGUAUCGGAUGCAGAGGGCAAUGCCAUCUCGUUUAUCAAUUCCAACUACGGCGGCUUCGGCACGGCCAUCGUGCCCAAGGGAUGUGGCUUCACGCUGCAGAACCGUGGCGGCAACUUCAGUCUUGAUCCACGACACCCCAACGUAAUUGCACCACGCAAACGGCCCUACCACACCAUCAUCCCCGGCCUGGUCACAAACCAGUCAGAUCGGUCGCUCUACUCCGUGUUUGGCGUCAUGGGCGGCUUCAUGCAGCCACAGGGCCAUGUGCAAACGCUGCUGGGCCAGCUGGUUGGCGGCCUGAACCCACAACAAGCGCUGGAUGCGCCGCGCAUCUGCAUCGGCGCCGGUAUGCCGGACGAGGGUGACGUGUUUGGCAGCGCCGUGUCCGUCGAGGACGGGUUGCCAGAGGAGACGUUGAAGGGCCUGCGCAAGCUGGGUCACCGGCUGACCGUAGUGACGGACAAGGCGCGUGCACUAUUUGGCCGCGGCCAGAUCAUCCGUUACACGUUGGACCCAGUCGAGAAGAUUGCAGUGUGGUCAGCCGGCAGCGACCAGCGCGGAGAUGGUGCAGCCUAUCCGCUGUAA
Molecule: messenger RNA, 1809 nt
Organism: Grosmannia clavigera kw1407
Lineage: Eukaryota; Fungi; Ascomycota; Sordariomycetes; Ophiostomatales; Ophiostomataceae
Product: gamma-glutamyltranspeptidase
Exons: 3
Coding region: 1-1809 (602 amino acids)
Source: RefSeq, a predicted model, not a curated record